CCUGUGUCUGCUAAUUGCCUUUAACCAAAGGAAAAAUCGAUUUCCCCUAUCUUUAUGACAAGGGGUAGCUUGCAACUAAGAGCUAGGCACCAACAGAAGUUAGGCUCCUACCCUCCCACAGGAACUGAGAGAGAGAGCACUAUCCUCCUUAAUUAUUACAUUUCAAAGAGUUGGCUCCCAGGUCCUUAAGAAAAACAUUCCGGGGUUGUAAAACUGGCAAGAGGUUUAUUUACCUUUUAAGAUCUACAUUCUCGCAAAGCAGUAGAAAAAGUAUUCACAAUUACAAGUUUUCUAAAGUAAACUGCUUUCAGAAAAGUGAAGAGAAGGAGUCUUUUCCCUUUUUGCUCCAGGGAAAAUUAAAUUCUCUUUUUCUUCUAAUUUGUAUUCACCCUUACACCACUGUUUCACAAAUAACAUCACCGUUAAGAUUUACUAAAUGCUCACUAUAUACCAGGUGCUCUGCAUACAACUGCCUCAGUUAAUCCUCUCAACAACCUAAAAGAGAGAUACUGUUAUUACUACCCCUACAGGGCCCACAAAGGUUAAGUGACUUGCCCACAAGAUCACACGUUGAGUAAAUGCCUGAGUUAGGAUUCCAGACCAGGGCUGUACGAUUCCAAACUCAACGACUUUAGUCUCCAGGCUACCAGGCUGCCAGAGACACGGCUGAAAUCCAGCAUUAGUUCUUACAGGGUCCCAUCCUUGACUAAGGGACUGAGGGGUGGGGUGGGGUGGAGAAGGGAUUGGGUUGGGGGUAGAAGGCUACCGCAGGCGCCAAGGAACUCCCAAAAUAACCCCGGCCCGAGGGCCAGAAAUGUACUGAGAGAUUAAGGACGGGAUGCAUGCCUUCCAAAAAGUGGCAUUUUAGAAUUUAUCCAGCACCCCAGCACACUGCUAAACGUGGGCACACAACCACCACGGCCCUAUCACGCACAGCGGGAACCCAGUCUCUGAGCUCCACCCCGUGCGUCGCGUCAUCAGAGUCCCGCCAGCCAAUCCAUUCUCUCGGUCUUCGUCUGCUCGGGUAUUGCAACUGCCUCCAUUGAUCGAGCCUGGGCCAGCAUGGCGGCGUCCAUGUAACCCGGCCCGCGCCGCAAAGGGAACGGCGGCGGCAGCGCGGGCCCCGCUGGGGUUAGAGGUCAUCAUGCUCAGGGUCGCGUGGAGGGCGCUGAGUUUGAUUCGGACCCAGGCCCCAGUUCUCGGGCUGCCGGGCGGUGGGAGCGACAGGUUUCCUUUCAACCAGCGGGGCCUGCAGCCUGGAAGUCUCCUUCUCCAGGCCGCGCGCGGACAUGUCAUCCAGAAACCAGCCCAGCCUGGGCAGGAUGAUGACCCGCCUCCUUCUACACUGCUCAAAGACUACCAGAAUGUCCCUGGAAUUGAGAAGGUUGAUGAUGUCGUGAAAAGACUCUUGUCUUUGGAAAUGGCCAACAAGAAGGAGAUGCUAAAAAUGAAGCAAGAACAGUUGAUGAAGAAGAUUGAUGCAAACCCGGAGGACACCAGAUCCCUGGAGGCUCGAAUUGUUGCCUUGUCCGUCAAGAUCCGCAGUUAUGAAGAACACAUGCAGAAACAUCGAAAGGACAAAGCCCACAAACGCUAUCUGCUGAUGAGCAUUGACCAGAGGAAAAAGAUGCUCAAAAACCUCCGUAACACCAACUAUGAUAUCUUUGAGAAGAUAUGCAGGGAGCUGGGGAUUGAGUACACCUUCCCCGCUCUGUAUUACCGAAGAGCCCACCGCCGAUUCGUGACCAAGAAGGCUCUGUGCAUUCGGGUUUUCCAGGAGACUCAAAAGCUGAAGAAGCAAAAAAGAGCCUUAAAGGCUGCAGCAGCAGCCGAAAAACAAGCAAAGCAGAGGAACGCAGACAGCCCUGCCAAAGCUGGACCAGAGACACUCAAAGACAGCCAAUAAAUUCUGUUUAAUCAUUUC
Rhinopithecus roxellana (golden snub-nosed monkey) is the source of this 1924-nucleotide messenger RNA. It is a transcript of the gene MRPS15, whose product is annotated as mitochondrial ribosomal protein S15. Bases 1145 to 1906 code for a protein of 253 amino acids. Gene Ontology annotation, cellular component: ribosome. The record is from RefSeq and is a predicted model, not a curated record. Gene Ontology annotation, molecular function: structural constituent of ribosome. The transcript has 8 exons. Gene Ontology annotation, biological process: translation. Lineage: Eukaryota; Metazoa; Chordata; Mammalia; Primates; Cercopithecidae.